CCACCACCGUCAUGACUGAGACAAAGCCCAAAACCCAGUACCCUUCAUCAUCGUCUUCUUCUUCUUCUUCUACUGGGGUUCCGAGUCCGAGUGAUAAUGGGUCAAAAAAAUUUUCAGGGCAAAAGAUGCAUAUAAACCCCCCAGAAAAAGAGAUUCCGGAUGCGGCAACUCUGAGAGAUCAAUGGAGAUUUGCGAUUAGGCAAUACAGUAAAUGGUACUCUCACGCUUGGGGCACUGCCAUUCUUGCUGGCACUGCCUUCUUUGCCCUCGGUUGGAUCAUCAAAGGAGAAAACCCCAUACCCUCUUUUCACUCCAACAACCCUCCCCCCUCUGAGCGUGACAACGACAAAUCUCGACCCUAAUUCACCACUUCCUGCACCAUUCACUGGAAUCAAGCCACACAAGAACUGCUUUUGGUUGCCAGCGCCCUGACACCUUGAUUAUGAUGGUCUAUGGAAUUUUAAUGUUAUUAUAUUCGAGUCUAUCGCAAUUGUUAUAUUGCUUUCUUUUAAAUUAAUUUAUAUCACUGUUUCGAUAAGGAUGUAAGGAAAAGGAAUAAGACUGCAUAUUCAAAUGUUUUUCAUGUGGAUCUAAGGAAAAAAGAUUGUACAUAUUCUAAUGCUUCAUCCCAAUUUGCCAUUUAUGGUACCGAUUAUGGUGCAUUUUAGUUUGUUAUCUUCUGAUAUUCAAACUUGAACCCAAAUUGACAUUCAUCGGUUCCUGAAUUUUUUUAACUUA
Molecule: messenger RNA, 738 nt
Organism: Abrus precatorius (Indian licorice)
Lineage: Eukaryota; Viridiplantae; Streptophyta; Magnoliopsida; Fabales; Fabaceae
Exons: 2
Coding region: 12-362 (116 amino acids)
Source: RefSeq, a predicted model, not a curated record